Messenger RNA from Cicer arietinum (chickpea), 864 nucleotides. NCBI's taxonomy places the organism in Eukaryota, Viridiplantae, Streptophyta, Magnoliopsida, Fabales, Fabaceae. The record is from RefSeq and is a predicted model, not a curated record.
AUGAACCAACCGUCGUCAUCAAAUUCAAAGGAAGAACCGAACCUUCAAGAAUCCGAUGAGAUUAAGAAUGCACGAUUGACAAUACCGCCAUCACCACCGACUCGGCCAAGGAUUAUCCAUUUGGUUCCUCCGAAAAUCAUCCACGUCAGUCGCCAAGACUUCAAGGAACUCGUCAUUCGCCUCACUGGUCUACCUUCCGAUAGUCAACCAUCUGCUCGACCUGUUCACGCGUUGCCGGAAACGACUCUUGCUUCGAUUGAAACAACGACUUCACCUCAAUCUCCGCCACCUUCGUGUGUUUCCAAUAAAAGAAGGAGACCGCCUCCUUCCCCGUCGCCGUCACCGUCGCCUUCGCCGAUGGAGAUUGAAAGAUUUUCUCGGGGUAGUUACGAUAACAUGAUGCGAUCCUUAGAAGAAGGCGUACAGAUGGGUCAUUAUCCCGGAUCAUCAUUGCCGGAGCUGAUGACAUUAACGCCAUCGUCGGUGACAUUACCGCAAUUGCCACCGUUACCGAGGUAUAUUUAUUCAUUGGAGAAGCGACCACCGUUACCGGAAAACAUUUUUUGUCCUGUUCCAUUGCCGCCGUUACCGAGGUAUAUUUAUUCGUUGGAGAAGCAACCGCUAUUACCGGAAAAUAUGUUUUCUCCGGUGCCAUUACCGCAAGAUAUUUUUUCGCCGAUGUCAUCACGGCCAUUGGCGCCGGUAAUAGACCCGCAGACAGGGUUAUAUUAUUGGCCGAAGUUACCGUCGCAUUACAAUGAGUUUGGGUCAGUGAAUAGAAACUUUGUAAGUCCGUCGGGUUUUCUCUCCGGCGAUGAAGUUUAUCCGCAGCCAAAACCGGAUAUGUUCAAUCGUUUCGACUAG